Mesorhabditis belari is the source of this 606-nucleotide messenger RNA. NCBI's taxonomy places the organism in Eukaryota, Metazoa, Nematoda, Chromadorea, Rhabditida, Rhabditidae. The record is from the annotation of a GenBank genome assembly.
AUGGCUGGAAUGCACUUUUUGGCCGGAAUCGCGACAAAGGAUUUUGUCAUUUUGGCGUGUGACAAAUCGAGCUUCGCCUACGGAGCGAUCGUUGUCGACGAAAAUAGCAACAAGGAGUACCGUCUUGGAACAAAGCUGACGAUGAUGUGUAUUGGUGAAGACGGAGACGUUGAGCAGUUUGGAGAUUGGACGAAGCGAAACCUCAGAUUGUAUGCCAUCCGGAAUGGAUAUGAAUUGUCACCCAAAGCUGCUCAACAUUGGAUUCGUAAAGGAAUCGCUGACUCUCUCCGUUCUCGUGACCAUUACACUGUGGAUAUUCUUCUUGGAGGUUAUGACGAUGAUGAGGAAUCGGCUUUUCUUGGAUCGAUCGAUUAUCUUGGCAGUGGAAUCCAGGUUCAACCGUAUUUGUUCCGUGGUUUUCCCGGACGUCUCUCUUAUGCCAUUAUGGAUCGUGAGUACCGUCCAAAUAUGAAUCCAGAAGAAGCCCAAGCUCUCAUCAAGAAAUGUCUUGCCGAAGCCAAGAAGCGUUUUGUCGCAAAUCUUAAUGGAUAUCAUCUUGUCAUGAUCAACAAGGAUGGUUACAAAAAACUGGAUGACGUUUUGUUU